GUGUCCCGCCGCCCCAUGUCCCGGCUGCUGUCUGCCCCGCGGGCCGCCUCGGGCGCCCCGGUCCGGCCCGCCACCGUGCUGGGCGCCAUGGGGAUGGGGGACAGCUUGGACGCAGCCGCCAGCGCCGCGGCCGUGCGCGCCUUCCUGGAGCGCGGACACACCGAGAUAGACACGGCCUUCUUUUACACCGGCGGCCAGUCCGAGAGCAUCCUGGGCGGCCUGGGGCUCGGGCUGGGCGGCGGCGACUGCAGAGUGAAAAUCGCCACCAAGGCCAAUCCAUUGGGUGAAAAUUCACUGAAGCCUGAGAGUCUCCGGUUCCAGCUGGAGACGUCACUGAAGCGGCUGCAGUGUCCCCGGGUGGACCUCUUCUACCUACACGUGCCAGAUCACAACACCCCCAUAGAGGAUACGCUGCGUGCCUGCCACCAGCUGCACCAGGAGGGCAAGUUUGUGGAGCUGGGCCUCUCCAACUAUGCCUCCUGGGAGGUGGCCAAUAUCUGUACCCUCUGCAAGAGCAAUGGCUGGAUCCUGCCCACCGUGUACCAGGGCGUGUACAACAUCAUCUCCCGGCAGGUGGAAACGGAGCUCUUCCCCUGCCUCAGGCACUUUGGAUUGAGGUUCUACGCCUACAGCCCUCUGGCUGGGGGCCUGCUGACCGGCAAGUACAAGUAUGAGGAUGAGGACGAGAAACAACCUGUGGGCCGCUUCUUUGGGCAUGUCUGGGCUGAGUUCCUCAGGAAUCUCUACUGGAAGGAGGACCACUUCAAGGCCAUCGCCCUGGUGGAGAAGGCCCUGCAGGCUGCCUAUGGGACCAGUGCCCCCAGCAUGACCUCGGCCGUCCUCAGGUGGAUGUACCACCACUCCCAGCUGCAGGGUGCCCACGGAGACGCGGUCAUCCUGGGCGUGUCCAGCCUGGAGCAGCUGUCACAGAACUUGGCAGUGGCUGAGGAAGGGCCCCUGGAGCCGGCCGUCGUGGAGGCCUUUGAUCAAGCCUGGCACCUGGUUGCCCACAAAUGUUCCAACUACUUCUACUAG
Messenger RNA from Diceros bicornis minor, 1035 nucleotides. Its product is annotated as aflatoxin B1 aldehyde reductase member 3-like. The coding region runs from base 16 to 1035 and encodes 339 amino acids. The record is from RefSeq and is a predicted model, not a curated record. The transcript is spliced from 7 exons. Lineage: Eukaryota; Metazoa; Chordata; Mammalia; Perissodactyla; Rhinocerotidae.